Messenger RNA from Pistacia vera, 1646 nucleotides. Its product is annotated as aspartate aminotransferase, cytoplasmic. Gene Ontology annotation, cellular component: mitochondrion. The coding region runs from base 118 to 1341 and encodes 407 amino acids. The record is from RefSeq and is a predicted model, not a curated record. Lineage: Eukaryota; Viridiplantae; Streptophyta; Magnoliopsida; Sapindales; Anacardiaceae. Gene Ontology annotation, biological process: biosynthetic process; amino acid metabolic process. Gene Ontology annotation, molecular function: L-aspartate:2-oxoglutarate transaminase activity; pyridoxal phosphate binding. The transcript has 12 exons.
CGCCCACUGUAAUGUAACCGCCUACUGUUAAACCAACAAAACCACACUAUAAAUCAAACAAGAGCCAAACCAUAAACACAUUCAUCUUGCAAUCAAAACUCAUCACCUUCUAUAUUCAUGGAUUCCGGUUCAGUCUUUGCAAGUCUUGUUCAAGCUCCUGAAGAUCCUAUUCUCGGCGUCACUGUUGCCUAUAACAAGGAUCCCAGCCCCAAUAAGUUGAAUUUGGGUGUAGGAGCUUACCGAACUGAGGAAGGGAAACCUCUGGUUUUAGAUGUGGUGAGACGAGCGGAGCAGCUCUUAGUGAAUGACCAGUCACGGGUCAAAGAGUAUCUUCCCAUUGUUGGACUUGCAGAUUUUAAUAAAUUGAGUGCAAAGCUCAUUUUUGGUGCUGACAGCCCUGCGAUUCAGGCGAACAGAGUGGCCACCGUUCAGUGCUUGUCUGGUACUGGUUCUCUGAGGGUUGGGGCUGAGUUUCUGGCAAGGCAUUAUCACCAACUCACUAUAUACAUUCCACAGCCAACAUGGGGAAAUCAUCCAAAAGUUUUUACUUUAGCAGGAUUGUCAGUGAAGACUUACCGCUACUAUGAUCCUGCAACACGAGGGCUAAACUUCCAAGGCUUGCUGGAGGAUCUUGGUGCUGCAACAUCAGGAGCUAUAGUGCUUCUUCAUGCAUGUGCUCAUAACCCAACUGGUGUUGACCCAACGCUUGAGCAGUGGGAGCAGAUUAGGCAGCUGAUGAGAUCAAAAGGGCUGUUACCUUUCUUCGACAGUGCUUAUCAGGGUUUUGCAAGUGGUAGUCUAGAUGCAGAUGCACAACCUGUGCGCAUGUUUGUUGCAGAUGGUGGUGAAUGCCUUGCAGCUCAAAGUUAUGCCAAAAACAUGGGACUCUAUGGAGAACGUGUUGGCGCUCUCAGCAUUGUCUGCAAGACAGCAGAUGUGGCGAGCAAGGUUGAGAGCCAGUUAAAACUUGUGAUUAGGCCCAUGUAUUCUAAUCCCCCUAUUCAUGGUGCAUCUAUUGUGGCUACAAUUCUUAAGGACAGCAAGAUGUAUGAUGAGUGGACUGUUGAACUAAAAGCAAUGGCUGAUCGGAUUAUAAGCAUGCGGAAGCAGCUUUUUGAUGCUUUAUCUGCUCGAGGCACUCCAGGUGACUGGAGUCACAUUAUCAAGCAAAUAGGAAUGUUUACUUUCACAGGGCUGAACGGUGAACAAGUUGCCUUUAUGACCAAGGAGUAUCACAUCUAUAUGACAUCUGAUGGGAGGAUUAGCAUGGCAGGUCUUAGUUCAAAGACAGUUCCUCAUCUUGCAGAUGCUAUUCAUUCUGCUGUAACCCGAAUGGGCUAGACCGAGAUUUAGGCAGUUAAGGAUUUUUGGCUUGCUCUUCCCUUUGGCUUGCUAAUCAUCGGGUGUAGGAACAUGUGAAUAAAAAUCUCAAAUUGGACACAGUUUAAAAAAUUAAAUCAUUUUUGGUGUUGCAUCCUGAACUUAUCCUACCAAACUCAACAAGUUUAUUUUUUAAGUUGAAUAAAAUUGAAAGAUGCAAUUCAUUUUUGCAUUUUUCAAUUGCAUCUAUCUGAUAGAUGUAAUGUGCUUGCCAAAACAGAGGAAAAAGGGAGAAAUGAUAUAUUACUUGAUUUAUUUGCUUCCAA